This is a messenger RNA of Uloborus diversus, 1504 nucleotides long. RefSeq names its product carbohydrate sulfotransferase 11-like. Lineage: Eukaryota; Metazoa; Arthropoda; Arachnida; Araneae; Uloboridae. Bases 42 to 1100 code for a protein of 352 amino acids. Gene Ontology annotation, biological process: carbohydrate biosynthetic process. The record is from RefSeq and is a predicted model, not a curated record. The transcript is spliced from 3 exons. Gene Ontology annotation, molecular function: sulfotransferase activity. Gene Ontology annotation, cellular component: membrane.
CGUUGGAUCUUCGGCCCCUGCACUCGAGCAAUGCCGAAGUCAUGGGGUCCUUAUUACUGCACAGGUGUCCGAGGCACAGGUUGUUGCUGGUCACGGUGUUAUGCGCGACUUUUCUUUGCUUAGCUUUCGUGAGCUUCGUUGACCGAUGGACCCCAAAGAAUCUGCAUCAACGGAAGCCUAAAAAAGUGAAUGACCCCACUUCGCUAAGAAGCGAACAGCUAUUCAGUGAACGGCAAUGGGAAUCGGAAUACCAAAGAAGGGUUCAGCGAGUAAGAGACGUGUGCGAGAAAGACGAAAUCGUCGCCAUGAGACGUGUUUGGCGAGUUGCAGCCAACAGACGUUUCGGCAAAGAGACACACUGCAAGACGAGGAUGUGUCCCAUUAUCCUAGACGAAUCGAAAGUGCUGUUCUUCUGUUUCAUUCCUAAAGUAGCCUCUACAUUGGUAAAGAGAUUUUUCCUCAAUAUAUCCGGAAUAAACUUGGAACCAUCACUGCAAGACAACGAUACAGCGUUGCAUUUAAUUGCUAACAAUCAGCUCAGAAGAAUAAGUCCCAUGUACUACCCUUCGACGACGAUACACAGGUUUUUUAAGAUCAUCUUCGUCCGUCAUCCUUUCGACCGAUUGGUGUCAGCUUUCCGAAGCAAAGCAGAACCUCCAAGAGAAGAAGUUCGUUACUUCUAUGACAGGUACUGGGAUCCUAUCAUCAAGAAGCUUCGCCCCAAUAACACCAACUCACCAAUAACCUUCACAGAAUUCGUCUGGUACCUCACUCACGUGACAGAAAGAGAUUUCGACGAACACUGGGCACCAUACUGGAGCAGAUGUGAUCCUUGCUUGGUGGAUUACGACUUCAUUGGCAAACUAGAAACUGCUAAACAUGAUUUUCCAUACGCUUUCGAUAAAGUGGAGAUUCGGUCUGAGGCUGCAUGGUGGGACAAUGUCCAGACUACAUCUCGUUCAUUGACACUAAAAUAUUUUGCUACAGUUCCUCAAGAUUACAUUAAGAAGUUAUAUCAGAUUUACAGACUGGAUUUUGAGCUAUUUGGUUAUACUGUCGAUGAGUUUCUAAUCCAGAAUAAUACAAUGGCUGAAAAAUGAUCAGUUACAAACAAAUAAAUAAAUUACCAAAUUUGUGACACGUCGGAGCUUCAUUUCGAGAUGUAGUAAGUGUUUUGGAUUCCGAAGAUUCAAUUUUGGAUACAGCAAGUUUGGUUAUGAGUACUAUGGAGACUAUAGAUAUCGCUUAAGGAAAGUUCCUCUGAACAAAUGAAGUAUUCAUCAUGAGCUCCACAGGUUGUCUACAGAAUCUAUAUUGAAUGUCUGUGGUGUUUGCAGAGUCAAAACCCGCAAAGAAUGGUGAUGGAAAAUAAGCGAGUUCAAAAAAGGUGACGAGGAACGUUCGCCUUUUCCAGAAAUCCAACAAAUAUAUUUUUCCCAAGAGUAAAAAUCAGAUCAAGUACAAAAAUCAAUGAAACACAAUUUAAUGAUUGUCAAUUACAAAA